CCGCCCUCUUUUCGGUUCCGGUCACGUGUCAUAGCUCGGCGGAAGAAGAUGUCGAUGAAACGGUUUUCUGCUGCUUCGGUGCUCGAUUUAACGAAGCCUCCGGAUAUCGAGGGCUUUGCCCCACUGGCCAGACCCAAGGAGGAAGGAUUUCGAGACAAGUUUAUAAGGAAAACGAAGGAAAAUCCGUUCGUGCCAAUCGGAAUGUUAGGCACAGCAGGUGCUCUUACUUAUGGUUUGAUCGCUUUUAAACAUGGCAAGACUCGACAAUCACAGCUGUUAAUGCGAGCACGUAUCUUUGCCCAGGGUUUCACUGUUGCUGCUAUCUUGGUGGGUGUGGUAGCUACUGCAAUGAAACGCAAGGAAUAAGUGAAUUUCUACACUGUUGGUGUUUGUGCAGGAGCAUCUGAAACUGGAAAAUGCAAAAUGGUAAACAGAGGAAGUUACUUUGUGCAUCUUUUCUAAUAACUGAAACAUGAAAGUGAUUGAAACUUACUCCAGAAAUAAAACUUCAGAAUUCAACUUUCUGGUGAGAACUUAAUUUUAAGGAGUUACAAGUGCCAAACAUAUUUCAAUAUGAGCUGUGUUGGCUACAGUAUAACUGGAUCUCUCUGUUGCAAAGGAAUCCUCUGUUAAAUAUAGUGGAUUUGUGAUAAAGUCAAAGAUUCCAAACCUUGUUUCACAUUCUCUUCCAUUUCCAUGUGCACUUUAUUUCACUAUGCAUAAGUCACAGGUCUUGACAUUGAGUAGGUGAACUUUUGCCCCUCACCUUUGCUAAUCUGUGCCCUAGAUGGCUUGCUGUCUGAUUCACCCUGUGGAGAAAUGCCAAGCUCCCACUCUUUCACCUUUGAACAAUUGAGGUUUAGUCUGGUCAAGAAAUAUAAGCUUCCUGCUACCAACAUGCUGCACUUUAUAAAAAAAAAUGCAUAGAGGCUGUAAUAAAACCAAUCUAACACAACAGUUUGCACCCAUCCUUAAAACACCAUAAUGUACAUUAUAUUAGAUUAUUAAAAAUAUAUUCUGUAGUUCAAUAUUGAAAUGUGCUUCAAAAAUUGUUUUGAAAUAGACAUUUAAGACAUUUCAAUGGAAAUAAAAUUACAAAUGUUUAAAGUU
Messenger RNA from Carcharodon carcharias (great white shark), 1110 nucleotides. It is a transcript of the gene higd2a, whose product is annotated as HIG1 hypoxia inducible domain family, member 2A. The coding region runs from base 49 to 366 and encodes 105 amino acids. Lineage: Eukaryota; Metazoa; Chordata; Chondrichthyes; Lamniformes; Lamnidae. The transcript has 2 exons. Gene Ontology annotation, cellular component: mitochondrion. The record is from RefSeq and is a predicted model, not a curated record. Gene Ontology annotation, biological process: mitochondrial respirasome assembly.